Humulus lupulus (European hop) is the source of this 2435-nucleotide messenger RNA. RefSeq names its product nuclear-pore anchor-like. Lineage: Eukaryota; Viridiplantae; Streptophyta; Magnoliopsida; Rosales; Cannabaceae. The coding region runs from base 158 to 2176 and encodes 672 amino acids. The transcript has 18 exons. The record is from RefSeq and is a predicted model, not a curated record.
CGUCAUUCCUGUUUGUCAAUGACCCUACGAAACAGACUUGCUCCAUUUCUGCUGAACCCUCCGAAAACACAUUCAACAUCUCUUCCUCUCUCGCUCUGAAUUUUUCUUCUUUUUCUUCCUCAACUUCGAUUGUUUCUUCGAAGCUGAAUUUUAAAAAAUGUCGUGGCUGAGGUCAGCCGUGAGCAAAGCCGUGGAGGUUGGGAACAAGAACAACCUCACUCGAACCGUCAAGAACUACGCCGACUCCGUCGUUCAUCAGGCCGGCCAAGCUGUUGCCGGCGGUGCUAAAAUCCUUCAAGAGCGCAUAAGUGCUCGAAAUUUUAGAAGUGUCAAGCAGACUAUAAAAAGAUUGGAAGAAGCGGCUGUCUCUUGUAGGGGCAAUGAAAGAGCUCAUUUACUGAAAAGAUGGUUAGCUGUGCUUAAAGAGAUUGAAAAGUUGUCUGAAGGUUCUUCUGAGGAUAAGCAAAGCACUCUUGAGCAAGAUACAGCGUCUGAUGACUUGAAGGAUAGUCCAAGAAAACCAUCCAUGGUUUUGUAUUAUGACUUGGAUUUGGGUGGUGAACCAAUGAAUUUUCAUGAUGUCUUCCUUCAAAGCCAAGCUUUAGAGGGCAUAACAUUGUCUAUGAUUCUUGAAGCACCAACUGAGGAAGAAGUUUCUCUUCUCCUGGAGAUGUUUGGGCUCUGCCUUACAGGUGGGAAGGAAGUUCACAAUGCAGUAGUUAGCAGUAUACAGGAUCUGGCAAAAGCUUUAUCCAGCUAUGAAGAUGAAGUAUUGGUGAAACGAGAGGAACUGCUUCAAUUUGCUCAAGGGGCCAUUUCAGGGCUCAAGAUUAAUGCUGAUAUUGGAAGAAUAGACACAGAAGCAUCUAGGCUAAAGGGAAAGCUUGAUGAGAUGGCUGCUUCCCAAAAGUUGUCUGAAGUUCGUGAAGGAACAACGUCAGAAACAAUAGAGUCAUUGAAAGAAGCACUUGCACAAAUUCGAGCUUGUUCCAAAUUGGAAGCGCUUCUACUAAAGAAGAAAUCUCUCAACAAUGGAGAUUCUCCCGAGAUUCAUGCACAAAAGGUUGAUAAGUUGAAGGUCUUAUCAGAAUCUCUCACUAGCUCCUCUGUGAAAUCUGAAAAGCGUAUUUCGGAGCACAGAUCUCAAAAGGAAGAGGCACUAAAAGUUCGCGUUACCAAAGCAAGUGAGGCAAGUGAAAGAGAGAAGGAACUAGCAUCUGAGAUUUCAGAGCUUGAAAGGCAAAGAGAUGAUCUUGAGGCUCAAUUGAAGAAGGUUAAUAUCUCGUUAGCAGCAGCUAAUGCCCGACUUCGAAAUGCUAGGGAAGAGAGAGAUCAGUUUGAGGAAGCAAAUGAUCAGAUUGUUGCACAUUUGAAAACAAAGGAGGAUGAGCUAUCGAAAUCUGUUGCCUCAUGUAGAAUAGAAGCUGAUGUUCUAAGUACAUGGCUUAAUUUUUUGGAAGAUACCUGGGUUCUCCAUCGCUCAUAUGCAGAAAUGAAGGAGAAGGAGGUCAAUGAUGAAUUAGAGAAACACGAGGUCUAUUUUGUGAACUUGGUCAUCCAUCUUCUCUCUGCAUACAAGAAAGAGUUGGAGCCUUCUAUCAGCCGUAUUUCAAAAUUUGUGGAGAACCUAAAUAAAUUGAGUGAUGGCUCACAGACUGCAUCUACUGCUGAUGAGGACUCCAUAGUAUUAAACCCAAGGAAAAAUCUCGAGGAGGAAUAUUUGGACUAUGAAGCCAAGAUUAUUACCACUUUUAGUGUUGUGGAUAACAUGAGAGAGCAAUUUUAUGCUCAACAAGCUAAAAUUUCCAGGAAAGACGACCCAAACAUUAAGAAGCUCUUUGAUGAAAUUGAGAAGUUAAGAGGGGAGUUUGAAUCUAUUGAGAGACCAAGUCUUGAAAUGGAAAAUCCUACUCAGAAAGUAGAAACUUUAUCUACUUCUGAAAUUAUUAAAAGUAGUAAACCUCAAUCUCCAAAAAAGGAUGCAGGGGCACAUAAAACUGAGCAGGAUGAGCAUAUCAAAUCACCUUCAGCAAAGGCAGAGCAGAUGUUAGACCCUGAGGCAGAAUUAGCAAAGCUCGAGUCAGAGUUUGGAAAGGUGGAUCAAGACUACACGACUGAGGAGAUUGGUGGCUGGGAGUUUGAUGAACUUGAACGGGAAUUAAGAUCUGGAGAUUAAGCAUGGUUCAAAUAUGUAAACCCUUGUUCACAUUCAAUAAACGAAACAAGAUAUAUUUUAUGAUAAUGUUAAACUCUAUCUUACCUCCCUAAAGCCGAAUGUCACAAGCUUUUGUGUAAACUUGUAACGAUUUGGAUCAUCAAUUUGUUCAUUCUUCUGUAAAUUCUCUCAAAUAUGAAUGUUGUAAAGUAAGAUAUCCAAGACAAAUAUAUGUAAAGUACUGUCUGAUUGCAAAUGUUGAACACAGUUUCUUGGACCA